CGAGCGAGAGAGGGACGCCUUCCCCGUGGACCUGAGGCGGUCGCGCGCUAACAAGACAGCCGGGAGGCGAGGCGGGCGGGGGGAGGAAGAGGCUGGCUGUGUUGGUAUUUUGGGAACACGCACAGCGGAGAGAGAGAGGCUCGCAGCAGCAGCAACCGUAGUAGUAGCCGCACCACGGCUGGCGGGCGGGCGGGCUGGCUCUCAGCACCGCCACCACGUACCUUUCCCUUUUUUGGGCAGGGGAGAAGCUGGCAGGUUGCUGGAGCCUGAUCUCUCUUCCCCCUUCUCACCACCAUCACUUCCACCCGUCAACGUUUUGGGGGUUCUCCUCCUCCUCUUCCUGCUCCUUGAAAAGUAGCCCAUGGCUAUACUUUUUCCUGUGUUUUCUCUCUUCCUUUCACCUGAGGGUGCGGGGUGGGGGGGCAGCCGUCAAACUGUUCUGUAGGAAGCUUGAGGAAGUUGAUCUUGUAGGGAAUAUCAGUGGGCCUGGAGAAACCACAGGUGUUUUCAGAAGAAAUUGCUAUUUUUAACUGCAGAAGAACAAGGAUUCAUUUUGGUUAUUCUGGAGUGAAAUAUUUUGCCCAUCAGCAUAAGCUUAAAUCAUCUCAGAAGGACAAGGUUCGUCAGUUUAUGGCUGUUACCCAGGCUGGUGAAAGGACUGCUAUAUACUGUUUAAUGCAGAAUGAGUGGAAACUAGAAGUGGCAACAGACAACUACUUCCAGAACCCAGACUUGUACUACAAAGAAUCCAUGAAAAUUUCAAUAGACAGAAAGAAAUUAGAACAAUUGUAUAACAGGUACAAAGACCCACAAGAUGAGAAUAAAAUUGGCAUUGAUGGGAUUCAACAGUUUUGUGAUGAUUUAAGCUUGGACCCUGCCAGUAUCAGCGUUUUAGUCAUAGCAUGGAAAUUCAGGGCAGCCACUCAGUGUGAAUUCAGCAAAAAAGAAUUUGUAGAUGGCAUGACAGAACUAGGGUGUGAUACCACAGAUAAGCUAAAAGCUGUUUUGCCAAGACUGGAACAAGAAUUAAAGGAUCCAAUGAAGUUUAAAGAUUUUUAUCAGUUUACUUUUAACUUUGCUAAAAACCCUGGACAAAAAGGCUUAGAUCUAGAAAUGGCAAUUGCAUAUUGGAAUUUAGUCUUAUCAGGAAGAUUUAAAUUUCUAGAACUUUGGAAUAAAUUUUUAUUGGAACAUCAUAAAAGAUCAAUUCCCAAAGAUACUUGGAAUCUUCUUUUAGACUUUGGAAAUAUGAUUGCAGAUGAUAUGUCAAACUAUGAUGAAGAAGGAGCAUGGCCAGUUCUAAUAGAUGAUUUUGUGGAAUAUGCACGACCAGUAGUCACAGGUGGAAAGCGUAAAGCUUCCUAACCAUAGACUCUUCUCAGUGGACUUAAGUUUGCAGUCUGAACUGCAUCAGGUAAUGAAGACAUUUUGGCCAAUAACUGUGCACACUGUCACUGGUUUCGAUAGUCGUGGUGGGAUGCCACUGACAAAACUGAAAUCACUACUUCUGCUUCAAGACAAUGAUGGCUGACUCAUGGACACUGCAAGAAGAAAUUCAGAAGAUAACCCCGGCCGUUUGUAGGAUAUUGGCUUCAAUUAUUGUACUGGUUGUAUCAUAUAGGAUGUAGAUUUUGCAUGAUUUUAUACUUUGGAGAAGUUUAACUAGAGGCCAUUUUAGUAAAGUUUUGACAGCACAGCAUGCCAUUCAGUUCAUAACCCAGGGUGAACACCAGCAGUUACAUAACUACAACUGUAUUAUAUUGUACUUAUAUUAAAAGCAGUAUUUGUGGUAUAUAAAUUAAAUCCCUAAAUAAAAAGUGUGGUAUGUGGUAUUUUUAUACGA
Messenger RNA from Hemicordylus capensis (graceful crag lizard), 1843 nucleotides. It is a transcript of the gene DCUN1D2, whose product is annotated as defective in cullin neddylation 1 domain containing 2. Gene Ontology annotation, biological process: positive regulation of ubiquitin-protein transferase activity; protein neddylation. The coding region runs from base 631 to 1365 and encodes 244 amino acids. Gene Ontology annotation, cellular component: ubiquitin ligase complex. The record is from RefSeq and is a predicted model, not a curated record. Gene Ontology annotation, molecular function: ubiquitin-like protein binding; ubiquitin conjugating enzyme binding; cullin family protein binding. NCBI's taxonomy places the organism in Eukaryota, Metazoa, Chordata, Lepidosauria, Squamata, Cordylidae. The transcript has 8 exons.